AUGGUUUUGCAAUACAGCACCCAAGAAGAAAUUGACGAGUCCUACGAGACGCUCACGGCAACAUUUUCUACGGGGAAAACCAAAGAGAUUGCGUGGCGAAGGUGGCAGCUGAAACAGCUUUGGUGGUUGGUGGAGGACAACACGGAGCAAAUCAUCAACGCUCUGCACAGAGAUUUGGGUCGCCACCCAUUUGAAAGCAGUCUUGGAGACUUGCGCAGUACGAAACAUGCAAUUAUGUACACAUUGAAGAACCUCGAUAAAUGGACGGCUAAUGUCAAGCUCGCGGAUGCGGGUUUCGUCUUUGGGGUCCUGGGUAAAGCACACUAUCGAAAGGAGCCCCUUGGUGUUGCACUCAUAAUUGGGACCUGGAACUAUCCCCUCUACGUUGCUCUCAACCCGCUCGUCGGUGCUAUAGCGGCUGGGUGUUGUGUCAUGGUAAAGCCUUCCGAGGUCGCAACACACACCGAGGCACUCCUGGGAGAUCUGUUCCCGAAGUAUCUUGAUCCCCAGGCAAUCCGGCUCGCUACCGGGGGUGUGGAAGAGACAACUUAUAUCCUCAAAAAACCGUUCGAUCAGAUCUUCUUUGUUGGGUCCAGCAAGGUAGGCCGAGUGGUGGCGGCGGCAGCGGCCAAACAUCUCACCUCGACAGUGUUGGAGCUGGGAGGUCAGGGGCCCUGCAUUGUCACCAAAUCGUGUGAUAUUGAGCUUGCGGCGCGGCGUAUUUCCAACACCAAGUUUAUGAAUGCCGGCCAGAUCUGUACAAACAUCAACCAUGUCUUUGCUGAGCCUGAAAUCGCGGAUCAGUUGUUGGAACGUAUGAUCUACUGGAAUGACCAGUACUUGAAGCAAGGCGAUAGCCACAUGUCCCGCAUUAUCAACGAGCACAACUUCGAUCGGGUUGUGCGGCUUCUCAACAAUACCAAGGGAGAGAUAGUCUACGGUGGAAGAGUCAAUAGGGAGGACAAAUUUAUACAUCCCACCAUCAUCAAGGGGAUCACUCUAGAUGACUCGUUAAUGUCUGAGGAGAUCUUCGGCCUCCUCCUUCCAAUAAUUACAGCUACUGUCGAUGAGGCAAUCAGAAUUACGAAGUCACUGCCGAAACCGCUGGCUAUGUACGUGUUCAGCAAAGAUGACGCUGUGACGAAUAAGAUUUUGGACCAGGUCGACAGCGGAGGUAUCACAGUCAACGGCACGUUGUUUCACUCGUUCGUGGACUCGGCCCCAUUUGGAGGAGUCGGGGAUUCCGGCCAUGGUACAUUUCAUGGAGAGCAUAGUAUCGAUUGCUUCACGCAUAAACGAACGGUCGUUACGCCUCCGUCGUUUCUGGAUAGGGUCCUCAACGUCACGUAUGCGCCUUAUGAUAUGAAGCACGUUGGCCGAACAAACAUCGCCAACACCAUGGGUUUCAAACGAGGAGAGACAUUGGAGGAUCAACGGCGCGUUGGUCCCAGCAGUUCACUGCGUUGGGUUUUGCCUGCCAUCAGUGUAGUAGCGCUGGCCUAUAUUACUCGAAAACAAAUGGCGAGCAUCCGUGGUUAA
Clonostachys rhizophaga is the source of this 1539-nucleotide messenger RNA. The record is from the annotation of a GenBank genome assembly. Lineage: Eukaryota; Fungi; Ascomycota; Sordariomycetes; Hypocreales; Bionectriaceae.